UAUGAUGAACAUUAUUCAAAUUAUCACUCUUUUUAUAUUAUUUCAUAUUCAAAUUAGAAGCACAAUUUCAAAUUUGGCCAGAAAUAAACCAGCUUUCCAGAGUUCUACUGCAGUGUCGCUGUUUGGUACUGCAUUUGUACCGGAAUAUGCAAAUGAUGAUCAUAUUGAGAUUUCCAAUACAGCUGCCAGUAUUUUACAUAUUUUGAAAAUAUAUUUUUCAGAUUAUCUUUUGAACAAUCUGGAAAUUACUGUUCAUGAUUCGAUAGAUGGUCCUCUAAAACUCUGCCAAACUGUUUCUUUAGCCGUAAAACAGCCAACUACUACUGAUUUUUCGCAGUAUAAUUGUUAUAAUUGCCCAGAGAAUUUAAAUGGCUAUUUAGUUCGGAUUUCACAUCAAACUUCAAAUAUAUCAUUAACAAUUUGUGAUGUGUAUAUUGAGGGAAAAUUUUUUGAUGAAAAAGUUGAACAUUUACUGCAAAGUGAGCAUUUAGAAUUAAGAUACGGUGUUAACGACAACAAUGAUGUUGAUAAUGGUGGCAAGAAUGCAAUUGAUAAGAAUUAUACAACUAUAUUCCAUUCAAAGACGCUACCUUAUUCAUAUUCUACACCAUAUUUACUCAUUGAUACAAAAGAUAUUAUACCCCGAGAUAAAUUCGAAGAUAUCUACGUUGCAGUCAGUCUUAUACCGGAAACGAUGUUUCAUCAAAAUCUGAAAUUUUGUAUUCGAAACUAUCGUAAUGAAGAUAUUUUGCAGUAUCAAUUGGCUGGGAUAUUAUGUAAUGAAACUCACACCGGAAGAUAUAUAAAUAUACUAAAAUAUAAUUUCACUAAUAAUGAAAAUGCAUUCAAACUAAACGAAAUUUUCAUUUACACUGCUCAACGUAAAGAUUUCAAUUUAGCAGAGUUCAACAGCAAAAGUAAUAUUGAAUCAAUGACACUCAAUGGUGUUAGCAAAAUUGUUCAAUACAUGAAUGAUGAUGUAUAUCAUCCAUCAAAUGGGCCUGGUUUACAAUUACUAAGGCAAGCUGAACGUCUAGAAAUUGCAAUGGAGACUUCCACUUUAAAUUCAAUCUGUUUAACAGUUUACCAUGCUCACCAAUUGACCAACGAUAUCCUAAUAGAAGUCGAAAAUUUUGUAACAAAAACUCUUGUUUCUACUUCAACAAAUGGCAAUUUUAAAUAUGUUCAUACAGUUUGUUGUAGCUGGCUAUGUAUUUUUGAAGUAGGGAGAAAGGCUUUCUAUUUAUUUGGAUUGGGUGUUGCUUUAUGGCCAGAAAAAAGAAUGGAACAAUCAACAAGUGAAGUAAAGGAUCUACCACCUCCUUAUAAGUCUAUAAAUGAGCAACAACCCCGGGAGCAUAUAUUUUCUAAUGCAUAUGAUAGCAUAAUUCCAAACUCUCAGCCCGAUUCUCAUAUAGUUGGAAUAUCUUUAUUUCAACCAACAUCGAAUGCGCCGGCAACGCAACUUUAUGUCCAGCAUCCUACGUCACUUGUAAAGAGUAUUGCAAGCAGAAGAGCAAGAGACUUUGGCUAUCUUGAAGAAGCGAGAAUGAAAGCACAAGUGGCAAAGUACCUGGCGAUUGCUGCUAUUAUUGUGGGAAUAGCUUUGGGAACGAUAGGCUUGUUCGUAAGGGUUAUUAUGACAGUUAUCAAGCAUAGAUGA
Molecule: messenger RNA, 1663 nt
Organism: Dimorphilus gyrociliatus
Lineage: Eukaryota; Metazoa; Annelida; Polychaeta; Dinophilidae
Source: the annotation of a GenBank genome assembly